This is a messenger RNA of Culex pipiens pallens (northern house mosquito), 836 nucleotides long. RefSeq lists its product as uncharacterized. Bases 29 to 352 code for a protein of 107 amino acids. Gene Ontology annotation, molecular function: protein binding. The transcript has 2 exons. The record is from RefSeq and is a predicted model, not a curated record. NCBI's taxonomy places the organism in Eukaryota, Metazoa, Arthropoda, Insecta, Diptera, Culicidae.
UACCUUUUUGUGACCAUUCCCCACCAAAAUGCCGUCCCACCAUCUGUCAAUCGCUCCGCUGGCAACACUGCUGCUGCUCAUCUUGCCCCACUGCUCCACCACAACCCUCCACCAUCUCUCGGAACGGGACGUCGCCGACCAGCUGUCCCGGAUGUACCGCCUGCUGGAGAUGCUAAGCCUCCAAUCGCAGCGCGCAAUCCGCGACACCGUCUGUAUCGUUCCGGUGCUGGAACAGCCCGUGUGCGGCAGCGAUGGCCAAACGUACGGGAACCGCCAGCUGCUGGAGUGUACCGCACUGUCACGGAAGGAUGGGGAGAAGGCGUUGGUCGUGAGCAGGAUGGGAGCUUGUUGAAUAAAGUUGAUUCGGCUUGAGUCGACACCCUGGCCAAUGAUUUGCUUCAUUAGUUGCGCGCGAACAACUGCUAAUCUCGAAAGUAUGUCGUUAAGAAUAGUCCAUAAAUAGGUGCGUUGUGAGCUGGCGCAGGGGUUUUCAGUGUGAUUCGGGAUGAAGUCCGUGCUUUUGGUUGUGCUGGUUGUCGUGGUUGUUGGGGUAGUGUCCGGAGAUCGAACAAGGGGUGAGAGAUAUAAUAUCAGGAUUCCGGAUCUUCGUUAUCAGGAUUAUCGGAAGAUGUGUCCCAACGUGGACAGAUUGAUUGAUGAGGCCGUAACGAAGGCGUUACGAUCGUACCAGCAGAAGCUCGGCCUAACCACGAGGCUACCCCCAACGCAACCUCCUCCUAAAGGCAAAGACGAGAAGCUGCAGGAGUUGGUUCAGGAUACCCGCUCCAAGAUCGCCAGCAUGUUGAAGAUCAUCGACAAGGCCGCUGAGGAUGGUA